Schizophyllum commune H4-8 is the source of this 1182-nucleotide messenger RNA. RefSeq lists its product as uncharacterized. The record is from RefSeq and is a predicted model, not a curated record. Gene Ontology annotation, molecular function: monoatomic cation transmembrane transporter activity. Gene Ontology annotation, cellular component: membrane. Gene Ontology annotation, biological process: transmembrane transport; monoatomic cation transport. The coding region runs from base 1 to 1095 and encodes 364 amino acids. The transcript is spliced from 9 exons. Lineage: Eukaryota; Fungi; Basidiomycota; Agaricomycetes; Agaricales; Schizophyllaceae.
AUGCCAUACGACGAUCCUCUUUCGUUCAGCAAGAGCCGCAAGUCCGAGGACGAGCUCUCAGAGCUGCGCAAGCGCUCGCGCAAGGGUCGCCGGAUAGCAGAGUACCAAAAGCGCCAGAAUGAGCUCAUCGACGCCAUGCUCAUGCCGAUGGAGGCUCACUCUGAGCAGGCUCGUCAGGCGGAGGCAGCGAACCGCUUGCCUGUAAGCUCAACGCCCCUUCACGAAAACAUGUUUUCCUCGUCUUUUCUCCGAGCUGUCCCCUCACCGACGUCUAUAGUGUACGCUGCGAUCACAUCAGGAUCUUUGUCUUUCCUCGCCACCGCUAUCGACUCUGUCUUCGACCCGGCGAGCAACUUCGUGCUUGACUGGUUACACCGCAAGUCGCAAAAGCUCGACGCCAACCGAUGGCCUGUAGGUGGCUCGAGGCUAGAGACAACGGGGAACAUUGUUUACGGUCACAUGGCCUCCGUCAACCUCGUCGUCGUGACCGAGGCAGCUCGCACGCUCAUCACGCACAAGGGCAAUGACCUGAACGACUUCCACCUUCCAUCCGUCAUCGCGGUCUCCGUCGCGCUCGGCGUGAAGAUCUUCCUCUUCCUCUACUGCUUCACCAUCCGCCAGCACUCGAGCCAGGUGCAGGUCCUGUGGGAGGAUCAUAGGAACGACUUGUUCGUCAAUGGAUUCGGUCUGCUCAUGUCAGCAGGUGGUAGCAAGUGGGCGUGGUUCCUUGACCCGAUGGGCGGUCUGAUCAUCGCCCUUGGGACCAUCCUCUCCUGGGCACGCACGAUCUAUCACGAAUUCGAACUCUUGACGGGCAAGUCUGCCUCGCCCGAGUUCAUACACCUCGUCAUAUAUAAGGCCAUGACCUUCACGCCGGACAUCAUCUCUGUGGAUACGGUGCGGGCGUACCAUUCUGGCCCCGACAUUAUCGUCGAGGUCGACAUCGUCAUGGACGAGCACGCCACGCUUCGGCACACGCACGACGUGAGCCAGGUGCUGCAGGACAAGCUCGAGACGCUGCCGGGCGUCGAGCGCGCGUACGUGCAUGUGGAUUAUGAAUCGACGCAUACGCCGGAGCACCGGAAAGAGAAGUAAUACGUCAAGGGGAGUUUCCUCUGAACAGUGUUGCUGCUGCCCCAUAGAACGAUCGGAACCUUAAGGGAAUUGUAAUACACGGGCAAC